This is a messenger RNA of Protopterus annectens (West African lungfish), 4059 nucleotides long. RefSeq lists its product as uncharacterized. Bases 130 to 2952 code for a protein of 940 amino acids. The record is from RefSeq and is a predicted model, not a curated record. The transcript is spliced from 13 exons. Lineage: Eukaryota; Metazoa; Chordata; Ceratodontiformes; Protopteridae. Gene Ontology annotation, biological process: signal transduction.
CGCAGUGUAGGUUCACAUCAGGUGUGUAACAGUCAAUAAAUCUACCCAACUUGUUAUCUGUGUGCCUGUUUACUUCACGCUCAGGUGAAAUCACUUGGGAUUCGAAACGGUAUCUUAGUGCUGCUGAACAUGAAACUUUCAGAUAACAGGCAGCUGGUUCAAGUUGUGAUUCAAUAUUUAAAGUCGUUUGGUAUAAAAACGAAAAACUGGAGAUUAGUAAUUGAACAGCACAAAGAAAAAACGUAUGCAAGCAAUGGACUUUUUGGAACUCCGUUGUAUGCACUUCCCCUGUGCAGUGUGUCUGAAAAUGAAGUCAUCCCACAGUUUCUUGUAGAUGCUUGUGAAUUCCUGAGUCGACAUCUCUGCAUUGAAGGUCUCUUCAGAAAAUCAGGGUCUGUGGUUCGAGUCAAGGACUUGAAGGGUAGAUUGGAAGCAGGUGAGAAGUGUCUUGAAUCAUCUUUACCAUAUGAUGUUGCCAUGGUCGUGAAGCAGUUUUUGAGAGACUUGCCAGAACCAUUGAUUCCAAGGGAGCUCCAGGAUAUGCUAUGCCAAGCUCAAUUAAUUCCGUCGGAGUCAGAAAGAACAUUAGUUACUAUACUGACAACAUGCUUACUACCCAAGCUCAAUGCUGCAACCCUGAAGUACUUUUUCAAAUUCCUGCAGAGUGUAGCCUCCAGAUGUGAAGAUAAUAAAAUGGAUUGUAAUAAUCUGUCUAUGGUAUUUGCUCCAACCCUUUUCUUAAGUUUGAGUUUGAAUGACGGGCAUAUGAUAAAUGCAGAAAAACAACUUCAUCUUCAGACAAGUGCUGUACAGUUUUUAAUAAUACAUGCCGAUAAAAUUGGUGAACUUCCACAGUUUAUUUUAGGAAAAUCACCCUCCAUGUUUCAGCUUGAGUUGAAAUGCCAGCCUUUGCGUAAUUCUAAAGAGAUGAAAUGUGUGUUAAGGAAGAGCAGCAGCAGGAGAUACCGAUACAGUGUUGGAGAGAUGGUGACUGUUGCACUGAGUAGACUAAAAGGCCGAACAACCUUCAGUAGCCCUCAGUCUGAUAGCAAAACAGAAAUUACAGAAAGCUUUGUGACCGAGACCUCAUUGCCAUCAAAACGCAAAGCACAGGAAGACUUUCCGACUUCAGAAUACACAGCAAAGAAAAGAAAAUCCGGAUUAGAGACUGUUGAAUCUGAUGUUACAGCUGCAGUUUCUGCUGUUGAUCAAGCCAUCACACCUCCUAAAGCUCAUUGUAAUUCUGAAGUAGUAGCCAUUGAUGUGCCUUCUAGCCCUGGAAGUUUCCUUGAACUUUCCAUGACAGAUAUGAGUAAUAUAAUUGCUUCAACACCCAAAGCCAGUAUCCAGAGACGAAGAAGCAGCAAAAAAUCUGAAAGACGACUUAAGUCAAGAGACAGCAUUAGAAGAAUUAGCUGUGCAUUAACCUUGGAGAGGAAUGAAACAUUGCGGAAAUCUACAAGGCUAUUCAACCUUGUCAGAAAUGCAAAGGACUCUACAGACUUUCCAGUGAAAUGUGAUGCAGAAGAUCCCAUCAACAGCAGCUGGAGUACAAAGAAAAUGACUGUGAAACAUACUCUGGAAGGUGCUACCUUUGCUAGAAAUGAGUUUCAGUUAACAUUGCCAGUUAGAGGGGCAACUGAACCACUAAUUGCAAUAUCUAGCUCCACUUGUGAAGAAAAUGAUUAUAGAAGUUCUGUUCCUCUCUGUGUACCUGGAGUAGAUGAGAAAGGAAUAGACUUCGAUCACAGUUCCGUGGCAGCAGGUUGUAAGUGUAUGAUUUGCUCAAAUACAACAGUUAAGCCUGACAGCCAAGAAAUCUGCUCAGAGUAUCUUCAGAAAGAACAGUCAUUCCAAGCCGUUAAUGUGAGUACUGUCAGCGGUAAUGUCACUCAAAACAAAGACAUUCUGGAAAGUGACAGAAAGGAGCCUGGAAUGUUCUGUGAAGUGAUAUUUUCUACAGAUGACCACUAUUGUUUGAGCCCAAUUUCUGAUGAGCUGUUUUCCCAUGUUUCUAGUAACAGGGUUCUGCGAAGGUCUCUAAGCUUACCAAAGGACCUUGGAAGUCAAACACCAAGUGGGGGUUCAGAAGGUAAGACAAAUUCAGUAAACCAAGAUUUAGUUAGCUCAGAUUUUCACCAACUUUCACCAAAUGUAAAAUCUUUGCUCGUAGAAAAAAUGCCUACUGCAGAAGAUGGUGAAAAUAAUAUAAAUUCUAAUAAACAGCAUUGCGAUAGUCAAAAAACGUAUUUUGACACAAGCCAUUCAAGUACUGUAACAGUUCAAAAACCGAGUGUUCCUGCAGUAUUUCUUACAUUGGACAUGGAUGGUAGUGAUAAAAGUUAUAUGCCCAGCCAUUUAGAUGGUAAAAAUAGCCUUGUUUGUUCAUCUGUUUAUACAAGCAAGUAUAUAGGCUGCUUACAAAAUGAGCCAGGACUGCCUACUGAAAGGUUAAUUAUGAAGGAAACUAAGGCUUCUCACUUAUCUGUAGCAGAUUAUGUUCACAAGUUUAAUAACUUGUCUGUGCAGUCACUGAGUAGGCAGGAUGCCAUGAAAGCAGCAAAUGUUCAGCAGCCACCACCUCAGGAAUCAAGGCUAGAAACGAAACAAAACAAUGCAAAUUCUCCAUGUGUAAUCAAGCGAAGAGGCGCUCGUAGAUUUGGACGGUCAUUAAGUCAUGAAAGUGCACUGGCAAUCCAGGCAAAGCAGGACCUUUCUGAAGCAGAAGCUACUUCAGAAACCACUGCAAAAAAUGUAUUAGUAACUAAAAACAAUCCGAUUUUGAGUCAGUACAAAAGUCCUUUAGAGUCCUUCAAAAAGUAUAGCCGACAGAUUUUUAUCAGUAAAAAAAAUAUUACUUUAAAUUAUGCAAGCAGAGAUUCAGUGAAAAAAAAUCUUGCCACAGGAGAAGGUAUUGCACGUCAGGGUUGUACAGCUUCUGCUUUGAACUGAAGCUUGGAAAUUCUAUACUGAAACAGUUGCAUAUUUUUUUUUUUUCUUUCUGAACUGUUUCAAUCCUUGUAUGCUAUAACAUUUUUGCAGGGCUCCUGUUAUAUCAGAUUCAAGGUUUGUAAAAACCUCCUUCAUGAAGUUGUUGGUCAUGCAGGUUAGAUAAUUGUGAAUAUUAGAAGGCUGCCCAGUAUUAAUUACAAGAAAACCUUGUAGUAAACUAAUAUUCACAUUAGCCUUACUUCACUUGGGAGAGAUUAGGAGUUGUUAACAGUGGAGGAGAAUCAUUUCUGGGAAUCUCUUUCAUCUAGCUGAAAACUGCAUUAAUCAAAAUCAAUCAGUGUUGCGGUCAGGAAUUUUUCCUCCUGCUCAAGGAGCAGUCACCCUAGAAUUAAUUAUUUUAAGCAUAUUAAUGCAGCCUCUUGCAAUAAUUUUCUAUAAAAAUGCAUCUGCUUUGGGGUGGAAUGAUCAUUUGUACUGCAAAUUUCUUUUGAAAUUCUGAUUGAUAUCACUGCUUUUCAAGAAACUCCCUAGAAUUCUUUUCAACAGUUACAGGACCAUAAUGGUAAAUAUGGUUUCCUAUAAAAAAAAGUUAAUAUGUAUUUUGUGUUUUGUGAAGUAAAUAUUUGGUCCCUGUUCAGUUCAUUUAAACAUAGAUAAAGCUGAUCAAGUAAGUUUCCUCAUUUUAGAAGAAUGCAAAAAAUUAGGAAACUGAAAGUGCGAGCAGAAACUAUGUAUGCAGUGUAAAAUGUUGUAGUAGGAAGACUUCGUAAACUGGUUCUUAAAAAAAAAUGACUAUUAUUUCUGUGGUGCUCUUCUUUCUUUAUAUUAUUUAUAUUAAGUAAUUUUUCUAAAUUAUAUUUUUACUCUUUAUAAAAUAAGGUGUGUUAAAAUCAUGUAGAAUUGUGAAUAAAGAAUAAGGUUUGCAAAUAUUUACAUAAAGCUGUGAUUCAUAAAAAGUUAAUAAUAGUUUAUAGUUUAGCAGCAUGUCGCAAUUCUCGGCUACAACCCCGAUGAUUCAUUCUGCAGGCUCAUCCAUUUGUGAGGUAAUAUUUAAAAGGGAGACAAAGUGCCUUGUUCUUUAACAUUUAAUAUGAUCUUUUGUGAUCA